Molecule: messenger RNA, 5388 nt
Organism: Topomyia yanbarensis
Lineage: Eukaryota; Metazoa; Arthropoda; Insecta; Diptera; Culicidae
Exons: 10
Coding region: 695-4699 (1334 amino acids)
Biological process (GO): cell adhesion; protein phosphorylation; positive regulation of kinase activity
Cellular component (GO): plasma membrane; axon; signaling receptor complex
Molecular function (GO): ATP binding; transmembrane receptor protein tyrosine kinase activity
Source: RefSeq, a predicted model, not a curated record
UCAUUCAGUUGUCUUUUAUCACUCGUAUGGUGCGGUUGAUGAAAAUUAUUUGCACGCGGUUCGCGAAAUCGACAUAAACAGUGUGUCCUGUAGAAAAACGGAUUUCUAUUCGAAUAUAUGAAGCAUUUGGAUAUUCGUGCAGGCAUUUAAUUGAAGCUGUGUUUCAAUAUCGACUAACGACCUGCUCUGAUUGGUGGAGUGGAAAAUAAUUAGUGCGUGUUUGGUGACUGAUCCGAUGUGUUGUUAGGUACCGUGGUUCAAUCGCAGCAGAUUUUCCAAUUGGAAUUUUGUGGACGGAUUUGGCGUUUUAUGAAUGAAAACUUAACACAAAGGUCGCCCACAACAAGUGGAAACUUGCAGCCCACGAGAAGCUCAUCUAUCAGUUUGGCUGGUUUUAAAUUGAAUAGAUUUGGCCGUCCUGUCGGGUUCAAGUACCUUUCGUUGCGUGUCGCGUUGAUCGUAAGCCCAAUUGUGAUGUGACUAAUUGUGCCUCCGUGAAUCCGCGUCCGCAUCCGGAAGAUAAUAGUUGGAAACGGAAGAAAAUUAUCCGCUCGGUGUCAGUGCAGUGUGUGCGUGCGUGUUUGUGUGUGCGGUUUGCGCGGAAAAAUAAUCAGUCAUCUCGAUUGCAUAAAGCUCAGAGAAAAGGACCUGCAAAUAACAGCUCGUGAAAAGAAUAGUUCACAUUUUCAAACGGAUGAUGCUGUCGGUCCUGCCAGGGCCUGUUGUCGUGCAAGAGGAACUGAAGCGAAAGAUUCUGAACUGCUGCGUCCCGAUGUCGUCAUCUAGGGAUGCAGGACAGAACCGUGAUGCUGCGUCAUUUCAGCCCCUAGCUUUGUGGCUGAUCCUGGCGCUACUAUUCGGCACGUUCGCCGUGACUCAGUGCAAUGAAUCUGACGUAUACUAUCCCAUGUCAAAGCUUCAUCUCAGCAUCCCCACUGCCAAGGAAUCAUACAUCAUUCUGCGAGAUCAUCCUUUACUUAACCUCUCUCCAUUCCACGAUGGCAAAGCUAAACAGUACCGUUACAAAAUCGACAGUUCAGCAGAACGAUACCUAAAGGUUGAUCCCGAUUCCGGUGAUGUUUGGAUCGAAUCUCAUUUUCUCGAUCUGCGAAAUUCAACGGAAUUCAUCAUUUCCGCCACGAGCAAAGCAAACAUUCUUCUUUUUAGCCUGACCAUCACACCAGUUCCUCUUGGGGAAAAUCUGCUGGCUAACUACUGUGAAACUCGUCUUGAUGAGAUUUGCUUCUGGAAAGCUGCCUCCUACAAAAUUAGCGAAAACGAACCACCUGGAUUUGAAAUUGGUCCGCUUGGUCCGAAGCUGUAUCAACAGCUUUGCCGGACAAAAUCAGUCACCUACGCUCUUACCAAUGGCACUGCCUACCUCUACGAACGAAACGGUUCAAUCUACAGCAGCACUUUUCUCGACCACGAUUCACCCCGUCCUGGCCCUUUGCUUCGGGCCAAUGUACGCUGUACGGUGGAGAUGGGCGGAAAAAAUAUUCCCCUGCUACUGAACCGAACCGUUGACGUUACAGUUUUGGAUCGGAACGAUAAUCGGCCUCGCGUUGAACACGCCACUAACACACAUAUCGAGCUGCACCUGGAUGAUCCCCAUAUUAGUCGGGACCAACCUCUGGCUCAGUUGAAGGUGCUUUUUGUGGAUAACGAUACCGCUGCCACUAACAGUCAUGUGCACUAUCAGCUACUGAAUGAUACCUACCGAUUAUUUCAACCAAAAUGUACCACGUACGAGUUGGAUCGUCCAGCUCCCAUCAAGCAAACUGUUUUUAAUUGUGUAUUGAUUGCGCAACAAACCGGAAUCCUACCCAAGGAACGAUACUGUGUCACAUUGCAAGCAGUGGACGAAUCUGUUCCAAAAGUCAUCGUUCGAAGUUCUUUAGAAAACUGUACAAUCUGCAUCAAUCCUAAUCAUGAACGCGUUCAGCUUCCACGCCCAGAAGCUCUGAUCAGUGUUGAUCACCCGGCAACAGCAGACAGUAAUAAACCGCCGCGUUCUAAGGGUAAAAAACGCUCCGGCAGCAAGGCCGCUACUAAUCUGGCGAAUUUCCAAUAUCCGGAAGAAGUUGUGCUGUACAACACCUCGACACGGUUCGCGCGUAUCGCUGUUCCAAGCAAUUUCCUCAUACAAGUGAAUGACAGCAAAAUAGAUCUAGAAUAUCGCAUUCUAAACAAUCCACUAGACGCCUUUGACAUUACAAAAAUAGCAGGGAUUAUUUAUCUCAAGAAUUCAACUAGUUUCAAAACGCAACCGCCCGGAGUUGUUCUCACCCUCACGGUUGCCUGGCUAAAUCACAAUGCCACUAUUCGCGUUAAGCUCCAGUCUCUCCCGGGAGCAUCCUGCAAUGCAUUAACUGAUCAAUUCUGCUCAAUCCACCCGAACCAGACCAGUUGUACUUCAAGCUGUGGCAUAGGUAGCAUUGAAGGUAGUUGCAAAUACAGAAUGCCAGAGGGAACAAACCCAUUUGCAGCUUUCGGUGGCAAUGAAUUCGAAGAAAACUAUCCUACCUGCACGCCUGAUUUAACAUACUGUCCGGAUAAUGUUUGCGAUCCACUGGAAGAAAUGGCUUAUCGAGAAAAAAUCCAAAUCUGCCCUCAAGAUUGCGUUCUGCCGAACGACAUCAUCGGAUUGCACAACCAUUUUGAUCCCAACAGACCCAAAGGAAUUCAUAUGUCGGCCUCUUCGUGUACAUGUCGUGCAACAGGGCAAUGUGACUGUACGCUCGCUCUCAACAUCAAACCGGAACAUCGAAAAAACAAAACAAAAACCACUACCACGUCAACGGGGCUGCUUCAAAAUCAAACCGCUGGGGCAUCAUCACCAGCAGCCGUUCGGGAUGGUAACUACUAUCAAACUGGUUUGAUUAAUGGUCCAAAUGCACCGGUUUAUUUGCUGGCGAUCGUUCUGGUACCGAUGAUUGUGGCCGUUAUGAUUAUAUCCUACUGUUUCACGCAUAAAGUCAACCUAAAGAAAAAGCUUGCCGACGGAAACAAUAUUCCUAUGCACAUGGUCAGCAAUGAGACCGAAAUGUUCAACAUGGAUCUACCGUUGAACUCACAGAUCAAUGAGAUCAAUUUCAAAAUUGAUUUUGAUAACAAGUGGGAGUUUCCGCGAGCAAACCUUAUCUUGGAUGUGACACUUGGCGAGGGUGAAUUUGGCAAGGUACUGAAAGGGUACGCUACUGAUCUUCCGGAGAAGCGUGGCAUCACAACAGUUGCCGUCAAGAUGCUUAAAACCGGUGCCAAUUCCGUAGAACUAUUAGCCCUUCUCUCCGAGUACCAGCUUCUGCAGGAGGUAGCCCAUCCGAAUGUGAUUCGUCUGCUCGGAGCUUGCACGAAGGGUGAAUCCCCCUUGUUAAUUAUGGAGUACUGCCAGUAUGGAUCUUUGAAGAACUACCUCCGUCUGAGUCGCAAACUGGACUGUCUCAAUUCAGCGGACUAUGAGAAUGCUAUUGAACCAAUCACAGUUAAGGACAUCCUUUCAUUUGCCUGGCAAAUUAGCAAAGGAAUGGCCUAUCUAACAGAAAUUAAACUUGUUCAUCGGGAUUUGGCCGCCCGCAAUGUGCUGUUAGCAGAAGGGAAAGUUUGCAAGAUAUCUGAUUUUGGAUUGACACGCGAUGUAUAUGAAGACGAUGCCUAUCUGAAGAAAAGUAAGGAUCGAGUUCCGGUUAAAUGGAUGGCACCGGAAUCGUUGGCAGAUCACAUAUACACGACCAAGAGUGAUGUGUGGGCAUUCGGAGUGCUGUGUUGGGAGUUGAUAACGCUUGGUGCUUCUCCCUAUCCCGGAAUACCUCCGCAGAAUUUGUACACUCUAUUAAAGCAGGGCUAUCGAAUGGAUUGUCCGAAAAAUUGCUCCGAAGAAAUAUAUAGCAUUGUGCGCUCGUGCUGGACAGACGAUCCAAAGCUUCGUCCAUCGUUCAAAUUCUUGGCUGGUCAGUUUGAACAACUGCUGGGUCGCAGUGCUAAAUACGUCGACAUGGAGCAGAACUCAAUCUCCAAUCCUGUUUACUGUGAGAAUACCGAUGAAACCGAUUGUGCUAAAAUCUCUUUCGUGAAGGAGGAACAGGAACGCCUUGAAUGCCUCUGGAGCACUCCUCAGUACGAGCCUACAGCGGAUGGAAGCACUGUGGACAGUUCCCGGUAUCUAUCCCCCCUCACGGACAAAAAAGCCCUCCUGCUGCAAAGCUAUGACACACCCCGUCCGCUGAUUGAAACGGCCACUAUUGAACAAAAACUACGCUACGAAAACGACGUUCGAUUGCGGCCCAAGGUGCUGAAUGCCUUUUGUCCACGAUCCUCCACACUCCUUUACAUCAAUUCGACCAGUCAUCCAAAUCUGUUUUGCCAUACUAUUGACGAAACAUCAUUUAUUGUUCCUACUGAGUACGACUCUCCAAGUAAGCAACCCCGACGAGUAUCCUAUUUGGAUAUGAACAAAAACAGCGUUAACCUAAACCUGGAAAUCAACAACAUUGUUGAUAAGAAACAAUCGAAAGAUAUUGCCUUCCGGUUUUCCAGUGUCGACAAUAACCUGCAAAUCGCGGGUGCACCUUCCGUCGUCAUUCCGAUAGAAUCCGAAAAAGAACACAAUGGAGACUGGGGAAUAGAUCAGGUGGAUUAUCCAUGCAAAAAAAUUAACGGCCCAGAAAUGCCCGCCGUUACCGUAACUUCGACUGUUUAGGUAAAGCAAAGUAGAGAUCGAGUACGAUCCAUGGAGUUUGUUGAAGUUUUUUGAAUCAUUUAACUUUUUUCAUUAAACGUAAGAGCAAAAACCAAAACAAUCCAACAGUAAGGCAACAGUUAUUGCUAAGUGGUCUUAUAUGAGUGGAACCAAAAUAGUACCAAAAAUUCUAGAAGAAAUCAAAUAUUUGAUAUCAAUAUUAAAAUAUAUAGAUAGUAAGGGAGUACUCGUUAGGCUGAGCCUCACGAAAAAGGUUUUGGAGAGAGAUAUGCCAUUUUAUAUAUUUAUUUUUGUUUUGUUAACCCUUUAUUUGUUAGUUGUAAUUGUAAACGAUUGAUCUCAUUUGUCACGUAAUCGAAUACCAAAAACAAUCUUGUUGGUAGAUUUAUGUUUUUCAUGGAAGCUAUUUAUUUUUGAAUGUUUACAAACGAAGAAAAUGUGCCAUAAACUGUUACUCUAUUCUUUAUAACUGAUAAGAAUUCGUUAUUUCCCUUUGUACAUACAUUUAUUUACUGCAGCGAGUCGAAAACGAUGAUAUACUGAACGAAACUAACAUCAGAUACGAACAUUCCUGAAUCUAUGUGUUAUAGGAUUAUAGCAAAGCUGCAAUCAAUCUGUACAAGUUAUCAGCAGCAAAGGACGUACACUUCAACUUUACACCCGUAAAAAAAUAGGAAGCGAAUAAAUAU